This is a messenger RNA of Plasmodium inui San Antonio 1, 420 nucleotides long. RefSeq lists its product as hypothetical. The transcript is spliced from 4 exons. The record is from RefSeq and is a predicted model, not a curated record. NCBI's taxonomy places the organism in Eukaryota, Apicomplexa, Aconoidasida, Haemosporida, Plasmodiidae. Bases 1 to 420 code for a protein of 139 amino acids.
AUGGACGGACGGGCGAGCCAACGGGGGAACAAUCGAACGGAGGAACGAGAGAAUGGGCGAACGAUCAAACGGGGGAUCGAUCGAACGAGCGUGACCUUCUGCGCCAAUGCCACUCACACAUGUGCGUGCUUGGGCCAACGAAGCUUAAAAAAGGUGAACGUGUAUAAGCGCCUGCCAUAUCUUUACGUGGGCAUGUUUUUCAUCGGGGGGCUUCUGGAGGUGGUUUUCUGUUCCACCAACUUUUAUCAAAUAUAUAACAUCGGCGAAAGCGAAAAAAAAUCGGACGAGGACGUAUCGGAACUGAUGAAAAGAUACGAGCUCAGGCAGAAGAUUAAAGAAAGCCACUCAAAUUUCAGAAGAAUAAACUACAAAGGUGCGAAUGGGCGAAGUUGGAUGCAUGAGCAAGAGAACCAACUUUAG